UUCCGUUCCGAGAUGGAAUAAAACACCGGUUGGACUAGGGGGCAUCGGCCGGACUGGACUCGGGGAAGAGGAGAGCGAAGGAGGAUGAGCCGCCGGCCGUCGCGUCCAGCUCUCUCCGACCUCCUCCUCCUCCUCCUCAUCCUCCUUUUCUCUCUCCUCCUCUCCUUUCUAUUCUGGAAGGCGAUCGAGGUGGGCGCCGAUUCUGCCGUGAGGGUCAAGAAGUCCGCCGAGCUCCCCCUCCGCUUCCGGUACGACGGCACCUUCAAGAUACUCCAGGUGGCGGACAUGCAUUUCGGCAAUGGAGCGGUGACCCGGUGCCGAGAUGUGUUCCCAUCCGAGUCCGCCCGCUGCUCCGAUCUCAAUACUACCCAGUUCCUCAGGAGGAUGAUUGAGGCCGAGAAGCCCGAUCUCAUUGCCUUCACAGGGGACAACAUAUUUGGGACCAGUGCAACAGAUGCAGCGGAAUCACUGUUUCAAGUGUUUCGACCUGCCAUGGAAUCCAGGAUUCCCUGGGCGGCAAUCUUGGGUAAUCAUGACCAGGAGUCCACCAUGACCCGGGGAGAGCUCAUGUCGUUCAUCUCCCUCAUGGAUUAUUCUAUUUCCCAGCUUAACCCGCCUAGUUUCAAGAUAGAUGGAUUUGGGAAUUAUGAUAUCAGGGUGCAUGGAGCGUUCAGUUCGGAAAUGGCUAAUACCAGUGUGCUAAAUCUCUACUUCCUUGAUAGUGGAGAUCGUGCAAUGGUCGGUGGAGUUAGAACUUAUGGAUGGAUAAGGGAAUCUCAACUCGCCUGGCUUCGUACUGCUUCACAAAAGCUUCAGCAGGGCAUCUUUCCGGCUCCAGCCUUAUCAUUUUUCCAUAUCCCAAUUCCAGAGGUUCGAAAUCUCUGGUAUACAGGGUUUGUGGGCAAGUAUCAGGAGGCAGUUGCUUGUUCUAUUGUCAACUCUGGGGUCCUAAAAUCCCUUGUCUCAAUGGGAGAUGUGAAAGCCGUAUUCCUUGGUCACGAUCAUCUUAAUGACUUUUGUGGCAACAUUGAUGGUAUAUGGUUUUGUUAUGGUGGCGGUUUUGGUUACCAUGGCUAUGGAAGAGCUGGCUGGCCUAGGAGAGGGAGGGUAAUUUCAGUCCAGCUUAGAAAAGGGAAAAAGGAAUGGAUGGGGGUUGAGACAAUCAGGACUUGGAAGCGGCUGGAUGAUGGGAAUCUGAGUAAGAUUGAUGAGCAAGUGAUCUGGAGUGGUGGCGGUGGAGAAGAUUUGGAUCACUAACUAGAUGUUCAUCUAUGGCCUGAUGUUUUGUGUUCUUGAAGUUUGUAUUCCAUAUGUGAUAAUUUUUUCAAUUACAAAUUUGUAACAGUUACCGGUCAAGUAGGAGAGCAUGCCGACUGAUCCAGCUGGUGCAGUUUUUUGUUCCCAUUGAAGAGGCAUGGAUUUGAUCCUGCCCUCACUCUGAUAUAUUAUCAGAUUUCUACGUGCCCUAGUUCUUUGAAAAAGGAACUGGUGAAGAAGUUGGAGGGAAAUUUCUAAAAUUUUGCUAUAUUUCCUUUCGAUGAAGUAAUGGAACAUCAUGUACAGCAUCUCUGUGUUCUAUCAGUUGGUCACUGGAUUGUCUAAAAGAUUGGUUGCAUCCUCGUAUGUGGGUGAUGGUCGGUUUUCUAGGAGUUACCGUCUGGUUUGAUGUGUUAAGGGAAGUCCAUUUGCUCUACCAAGGGUGGUAAUUUCUGGGUCAGAAUCUAUUUUCACUUGUGCAGUAACAUAAGAUUUAUUAUGUGACUGGUUGAGAUUGAAAAUAAUUUUAAAUAUGAAAUGGAAUUGAAUAGCUUGUUAAUUAACA
Messenger RNA from Elaeis guineensis (African oil palm), 1822 nucleotides. RefSeq names its product probable inactive purple acid phosphatase 28. Lineage: Eukaryota; Viridiplantae; Streptophyta; Magnoliopsida; Arecales; Arecaceae. Gene Ontology annotation, cellular component: cytoplasm. The record is from RefSeq and is a predicted model, not a curated record. Gene Ontology annotation, molecular function: hydrolase activity, acting on ester bonds.